GCUCCUCAUCCUCCGCCCUUGGGCUCUGGUUGUCUCGUUCCUUUUAUUCAUGGUGACGGCGCGGUGCGUUCAGGGGGGUGGGGGGCGCCCAUGCUUUAAUGCACUCAGCUGUAUCUCUGCUUGUCUUGUUUGCGGUGCGUCGGGACUCUCAAGGUCGAGCCGGUCGGUCGGUCGUCGUCAUCAUCAUGACUUCUCAGUGACCACCGUGUGACAACCGGCGGUGCUUUAACGCGACCCCGCCCGGCUGCUCCACCGGCACCACCGGCCGCACUUCACCCGCUUCACCCUCUCCAGCGGAAAACCAACACCACCUGCCGACGCCUCUCGCGCCGCAUGACCGUCUCGAAGAUGACAUGGCGUCCUCAGUACCGCAGCUCCAAGUUCCGCCACGUGUUCGGUAAGGCCGCCACCAAGGAGAGCUGCUAUGAUGGCGUGCCAAUCACAUGCAGCGUCCAGGACAACAACUUCUGUGCGGUCAACCCGCGUUUCCUGGCAGUCAUCACUGAGUGCGGCGGGGGAGGGGCCUUCCUGGUGCUGUCUAUCAAUCACACCGGCAAAGUGGACCCUCAACAUCCCCGGGUAUCUGGCCACCGAGGCAACGUGUUGGACAUCAAAUGGAAUCCAUUCAACGACUACUGCAUCGCCUCCUGCUCCGAGGACUCCACGGUGAAAGUGUGGGAAAUCCCUGCUCGUGGUGUGCUGAAGAACAUCACAGCGCCGUGGAAGGAGCUCCAGGGUCACAGCCGCAGAGUGGGCCUCAUCGAGUGGCACCCGACCGCUAACAACAUCCUCUUCAGCACGGGCUAUGACUACCAGAUUAUGAUCUGGAACCUGGACUGUCCGGAGCAGGUGAUAAAAAACCCGGUGCGGACCAUCAGCCAUCACACAGACGUGGUCCUCUCCAUGUCCUUCAACACAGACGGCAGCUUAUUGGCCACCACCUGCAAGGACAGGAAGGUCCGACUCAUAGAGCCGCGCUCGGGACACCUACAGCAGGAAUCCAACUGCAAGACGCACAAAGCCAGCAAGGUGCUGUUCCUGGGUAACCUGAAGAUGCUCUUCACAUCGGGCAAUUCACGUUACAACGACCGGCAGUUUGCUCUGUGGGAUCAGGACGAUCUGUCUCUGCCUCUGUCACAAGAGAACCUGGAUGGUUCGUCAGGAGUCCUCUUUCCGUUCUUCGACCCAGACACACACAUGCUCUACCUUGCCGGGAAGGGUGACGGAAAUAUGAGGUACUAUGAGAUCAGCUCAGAAAAACCAUAUAUCCACUAUUUAACAGAGUACCGCUCAAACCUACCUCAGAAAGGAAUGGGCGUGAUGCCAAAGAGAGGUCUGGAGGUGAACUCCUGCGAGGUGUUCAGGUUCUACAAACUGGUGACAAUCAAGAGUCUCAUCGAGCCUCUUUCCAUGAUCGUACCCCGCAGGUCUGAGUCGUACCAAGAAGACAUCUAUCCGAUGACUGCUGGUAACGAGCCUGCUUUGUCUGCAGAGGAGUGGCUCAGCGGCAUUGAUAAAGGUCCGGUGCUGAUGUCCCUGAAGCCUGGAAGUCAGGCAGCAGAGUCGUACGAGAUGACAAAGGGACCGCGCAGGUUUCACAGCAGGCCGGCCGCGCUGCAACUGUCCAACAUCCAGGACCAAGUGGAAACCAAAGACGGCAAGGAGGACAAAGCCGAGGUCGACCGGAGCCGGACGCCCGUCAGCAACGGGGAGGAGCUCGCGCUCUGCUCUCCGCCCAGGACGGAGAACGAGCUGCGAACAAAGUUUCACAAGCAGCAGGAGGAGAUCCGUCGGUUGAAUGAGCUCCUCGGUCAGAGGGACGUCCGCAUCAAACAGCUGGAGCUGGAGAUCAAGAACAUCAAAAACUCUCAGCCUCACCAGAACUCCCUCUGAGACAGCAGGGUCUCACGUGCAUCACCGCCGGGACGUACUAACCCCCGUCCUCAAACCACGACACCUGUUCUUAAGGGUGCCGACUCGCCUCUUAACCUUUUAAUGAUCCCUCCAGUCGCUGCACACGGGUGAUUUAAGGCCUGGGCUUCUGUUCUUCUCUCAGUCCGUCUGUUGCCCACAGGGUGCACGUAUUCUCAGUUCACGUACCUAAUCACGACCGCCGAGUCUCGCCCAGCUGUGACAUGAUUUAAAACCAUUUGCACCCAUUGACCUUUCUUUUGUACGCUUCAAAGCUAUGCAAGUUCAUUGUCAUUUUUAGCUUUUUACGCUCUUUGUAGCUGGAGAUAAAACGCGACUGAACGAUGUGGCCAAACGGCGUGUUGGACGGUUGCCGCGGGGCAGGAGCAGACGUCCUGUGUGAUUGUGCGACGACGCUGAAUUAAUUUUUGUCAUGCUUGGUGAUUGUUUUUAUUUCCAAUAUUUAAACUACUGUAAGUGGCUGUGGUAUUUCUAAUGUAUGCUUGAAUGUGUGCUUGAAUUGGAGCGAUCUAAAUGAAUGACAAUGUCACAAUCCCGUCUGUGUUCCUGCGUUCUAUUGAGAGAAAUUUUUUUUUAUUUUUUUUGAAUAACUGGGAAAUUUUAAAUGAUUCAAUGUGUUUCAGCUAUUGUGUAAGCCAAUUCUGUAACUGAUGCCAUGUAGCAGUUCUUAAUUUUUUUAAUAUUUAUUUUAAAAUACAGGCAAAGUACCAUUUGUUCAAGUACUUCCCGAUUGUAAUUUUCUAAAAUACAGCACGUUUACUUUUUUUUUUUAUUUUUAUUUUUUUUUAAAAGGACAAAAAUGCGUGCUUUCUCUUUUCCUGAGGUGGAGUCACUGGUGAAACGAUUUAAAGGCAUCGGAGAGCCGUAGUCCUGCGCGACUUCUGGGUUAGUUUGUGUUCCGCUACUUUUUGCUUCUGAAUGUUUUUUUUGUUUUGUUUUUCCUAAACAGAAUGUCUUUAUUGCUCUUUCUAAAAAGCUGAAACACGACACUGUGACUUUCUAUUUUGUAUGAAAGAGUAAUUGCUUCUUUGGUGGAUGGUAAAAUAUGAGCGUGUCGUAUUUCCGGUGAGUGAUCGUGGGAGUUCAGGUGGGAGAUAUGAUUUACAUGAAGAUCAUAGAAAUGUCUGAUGUCUGCAGGAGUAUCAUUUCAUUUAUCAAAUUACAAUUCCCAUCUGGUUAUUGUAUUCAUCUACAGUUGGAAAAGGUACAAUUGAUUUAUGAUAUAUAUUGAUAUUGGAUGCAAUUUUAAGAUUACAUUUGUAUUGGAGCUUGGUUAUUGAAUGCUAACACAAAUGAUUAUUUAGCUUGAAAGCAGCACUGAAAAAACAUCUUGCUUGUUUUUUGUUUUUUUUUAGCGGAGGCAGAAAUAAGUGUAUUGGAUGUGACAAAAGUUCUUUUCUUUUACUUUUUUCAUUGGACAGUUACCAGUCUUGUGUUUCAGCUUUGAAAGAAAACCCGUCUGUGAAAGGACGAGGCUAGUGAACGAGAAGUGAGCUAAUCAGUGAGACGGGUCUUCAUCUCUUAAAAUAAAAUAAAAUAUUUUACUUACACGUGAAAGGGAAACCAUCAAUGCUGUGUUUUUAUAUGCUUAACUGUUAAUUUAACUGCAAACACUUGAAUAAGUAACUACGGAGCUUCUGAGGUGUGUUCCUAGUUUCUCUGAUAUAAACUGCUUUGAUAACUGAAA
Messenger RNA from Gasterosteus aculeatus aculeatus (three-spined stickleback), 3619 nucleotides. It is a transcript of the gene coro2aa, whose product is annotated as coronin 2Aa. Gene Ontology annotation, molecular function: actin filament binding. Lineage: Eukaryota; Metazoa; Chordata; Actinopteri; Perciformes; Gasterosteidae. The record is from RefSeq and is a predicted model, not a curated record.